AUGGCAACCGAUACAAAAAGCGCGAAGUCCCCACCGUUAAAUAAAACAUAUGGGGACUCUACAAUCGUGGUGGACUCCGUUAACGAGGAAUCACAGACUUCUAUCAAUAAUGCGAAUCCCCGACGCUCUUUCCGCUCCUUCAUAUGGGAUACAGAUACCCAUCUCAAGUCGCCCGCUGAACGACGGUUUCUUCUGAAACUCGAUUCCGCAAUUCUCAGUGUAGGUUGUUUGGGGUUUUUUAUGAAGUACCUAGACCAAGGUAAUAUGGCCAACGCGUAUGUGUCAGGAAUGCAAGAGUCGCUUUCCAUGUACGGAAAUGAGUAUACUUAUGCAGGUACUGCGUACACUGUUGCAUAUGCUGUCAUGCAAGUCCCAAGUACUUUGAUCGUCCAGAAAGUGAGACCCAGCAUUUGGCUCCCGACUAUGGAAAUUGGAUGGGCUAUCUUUACAUUUGCUCAAGCGGGGUUGCAGAAUGUCGGUGAAUUGUAUGCUUUCCGGUUCUUGAUUGGUCUCUUCGAAAGUUCGUUUUUUCCUGUUCUGCUUUACGUGCUAGGAAGCUGGUACACGAAAACGGAACUGGCAAAGCGAGUGGCACUCUUUCAUAUGACAGCUCCACUAGGCACGGCAUUUGGUGGAUACCUUCAAGCGGCUGUUUAUAAGAACCUGGAUGGAGCGCAUGGGCUUGCGGGAUGGCGAUGGCUCUAUAUCAUUUGUGGGUGUAUGACUGUUCCUGUUGGGAUUGCCACGUUCUUUCUGCUUCCCGACACUCCAUAUACCACUCGCGUCUGGUAUCUAUCCAAGAGUGAACGUGACCUGGCUGAAGAGAGAGUUUUGAAAGCAGGAAAGGCAAAACCGGUGAAAAUAACCCUCGCGACAUUCAAGAAAAUCUUGAGCUCCUGGAAGUGGUAUGUUUUCGUCAUAGGAUAUGUUCUCUACGGCGAGUCGUGUGGUGGCAGCUCAUACUUCGCUAUCUGGCUGAAGUCUGAGAGAUUUUCUGUGGUUGAUCGUAACCUUAUUCCAACGGGCACUUCUUUGAUUUCCGGGGCUUGUGUUGUAAUUUGGGGGUUCCUCUCAGAUUACACCGGAAGCAGAUUUGCUUGGGUGCUUAUACCUUUGAUACUCACGCUCCUUCCUAAUGGAAUUCUCGCCGUCUGGCCGUCAAGCCUGGCUCUGAAAGAAUUCGCGUUCUUAACUGUCAACAUACACCUUAUGACAGCUGUGUUUUAUUCAUGGGCUAAUGAGGUCUGUGCUGAUGACAACGAGGAACGGGCCGUGGUAAUUAGCAGCAUGAAUGGUUUUCAGUAUGCAGUUGCUGCCUGGCUACCCAUCGUGAUCUUCCCUCAAACUAUGGCACCGACAUUUAGAUAUGGCUUUCCGGCAACAUUCGGCUUGGUUAUUGCAGCGAUUAUCGCCGUUGUUGUGAUUCAGGUGUUUAUUUUGCGAGACAAGCGAAAGGACAGAGAAACCCCGAACACAAUCCAAGUGACAAAUUAA
This is a messenger RNA of Penicillium cosmopolitanum, 1494 nucleotides long. RefSeq lists its product as uncharacterized. Gene Ontology annotation, biological process: transmembrane transport. Gene Ontology annotation, molecular function: transmembrane transporter activity. The transcript is spliced from 6 exons. The coding region runs from base 1 to 1494 and encodes 497 amino acids. Gene Ontology annotation, cellular component: membrane. The record is from RefSeq and is a predicted model, not a curated record. NCBI's taxonomy places the organism in Eukaryota, Fungi, Ascomycota, Eurotiomycetes, Eurotiales, Aspergillaceae.